Molecule: messenger RNA, 807 nt
Organism: Moneuplotes crassus
Lineage: Eukaryota; Ciliophora; Spirotrichea; Euplotida; Euplotidae
Source: the annotation of a GenBank genome assembly
UCUGGAGAAAUAGAUAGAAAAAUAAAUAUGAAUCUCAUGUUUAAGCCUAACACGGCUAAACAGACAAUGUCCCUGGGACGUAGCUUCGUGCGCAACUCAGGAAUAGUAGGAAGGACCUUUGCCUCAGCAACAAGGCAAAGUCCAAUUGACCUUAAGCCUGAAGAAGUUCAUGCUGAAAUUGACAUCAAUCUCUCCACCCAAUACAGAGAUAUCGAGAACGGAAAGCUUAACUUAGACGGUAGAGCUUUGAUCACGUACUACGAUGGCGGAAACAUGAACUUUAAAUCUUACCAUACGACUUCUGAAUGGCAAUCACUGCAAUUCCACUUCCACGCUCCUUCUGAACAUACUAUUGACGGAAAGUAUUAUGACGCUGAAAUGCACAUGGUCUUCCAGGGUAUCACCCAUAAGGAAGAAUUGGCUGUUGUCGGAAUCUUGUUUGAAGCUUGUGAGGAUGCUCCUAAGGACCAAUUCCUCGAGAGUCUUCAACUCCAUAAGUUAGCCCAGCCUUCUAGUGAAACUGAAAUCGCCCAUGCCUCCCCUGGAAACUUGUUUGACAGGGUUGGCAGUGACGAGAACUUCCAUUACCAAGGAUCACUCACCACUCCCGAUUAUGAUGAAUGUGUUCAAUGGUUCGUCUUUGACAAACCUUUGAAGGUCCCUCCAAGUCAGAUUAAAGAUAUGGAGGAAUUCUGGAGUGAUAUGAAUUGUGAGGGAUGUGUCCAAGGUAAUGCUAGACACUUGCAAACCGUCGGUAGCAGAGUCAUACAUAAGGUCAAACAUACCUGUAAAGGCAGAGUCAGCUAA